GACUACUGUAGUUAGUGUACAUUUGGUUACCGCCAAGCUCAAAAAAAGAAGAAAAAAAAAAAAAGAAAACAAAAACCCGUCCAUUUUGCAAAACAAUUUCUUCCAAAACCUCACCGCUGUCGGAAAAUUUGAACUAAGCUGAAGUAACGGAAAGCUCAAGCGAAACGCGUCAAGAUGGACCGGAUCGACGCCGCGAAAGAAUUGUCUUUCCGGGUCGGAUUCACCGGCCACAGUGGUCACCUGACGAUAGAGCCUCUCCAUCCCGGCGAGCGGAGCACUCCACUUAGUUCUCUCCCGGACUUCAUACUCCCUCCUGCAUAUCCCCGUGAAACACAAGAAUCAAUAGAAGAAUACAUAAAGGAGAAAUUCUUAGAACCACAGUUGGACCCUGAUGAGUUUUCUGCCGAAAAAGCUGGAAUGCAGUGGGAAUUCGAUUGGUUUGACCGUGCUAAAAUUCAAGUGGAGCCAUCUUUGCCUCAAUCUGUUGUUGUUCCAAAAUGGGAGUUACCUUUUAGACGAACAAAAAGAAAUCCUGAGCAUGAUAUAUGGGAGCCAAGCUCCGAAGAGGUUGACUUGUCAGAACUUACAGCAGGAUCUGAGGAUUCUGGGGUAUUGCCUCGCAUUGUGGGUCCAGCAAAGGACUUUGUUAAAGGAAGCCUCAGUAGUCGACCUUUCCGUCCGGGUGGAUUGGAUGAUUCUUCUUCUUUGGGCAGGAUUCUUCCCGGUGGAGCUUCCACUGGUGAGUGGGUGUCGGAGAUUCUUUAUGGAGGUCCUGCUCAAUCGAUUCCCCCAAGCUUUAAGGAUGGGCUUGAUCUUGGCGAUCUGAAGGCACAUUCAAGCUCUUGGGAAGUUUAUGCAGAUCACAAUCCUGGCAAGACAACUGAAGCCAACACAACUCAAGAUGUGAAAUUGAGUGAUCUGUCUCUGCAGUUUGAUGAUUUAUUUAAAAGAGCUUGGGAAGAGGAUGUUUCUGCAUACGCUGAAGACGGUAGUGUAUCAGCAAUAUCUACGGAAAUGAUCUCCGUUGAUACAGCAUCCGAGACUAAAGAAGACGGUAAGGAGGUUAACAUGAAUGAAUCAUCUGUCUUGGAUGAGAUUCUGACCUUUGAACCGCAAGCAACACCUUUGAUUGAAGGUGAUCUGAAUACUGGCAGUCAACCGCAGAAAGAGGCAUGGGUUGUCAGUGGAGAUGGUGACAAGAUUGUUGAGCGCUUUCAUGAACUUGUACCUGAUAUGGCACUUAAUUUCCCUUUUGAAUUGGAUCCAUUCCAAAAGGAGGCAAUUUAUUAUCUUGAAAGGGGAGAUUCUGUCUUUGUUGGAGCGCAUACAUCUGCCGGAAAGACGGUAGUUGCAGAGUACGCAUUUGCUUUGGCAACCAAACACUGUACAAGGGCAGUGUAUACGGCUCCUAUCAAAACCAUCAGCAACCAAAAAUAUAGAGAUUUUUGUGGCAAAUUUGAUGUGGGCCUUCUCACUGGUGAUGUUAGCUUGAGGCCAGAAGCAUCGUGCCUUAUCAUGACGACCGAGAUACUGAGAUCUAUGCUCUAUAGGGGUGCUGACAUAAUAAGAGACAUAGAAUGGGUUAUAUUUGAUGAAGUUCAUUACGUGAAUGAUGUCGAGAGAGGUGUUGUUUGGGAAGAAGUGAUUAUUAUGCUCCCCAAGCACAUUAACUUUGUUCUUCUUUCAGCUACAGUACCCAACAGGGAUGAAUUUGCUGAUUGGAUUGGUCGGACCAAGAAAAAGAAAAUUCGUGUAACUGGGACUACCAAAAGACCAGUUCCUUUAGAGCAUCACCUCUUUUACUCUGGAGACUUUUAUAAGGUCUGUGAAAAUGAAAAAUUUUUGCCGCAAGGACUGAAAGCUGCCAAAGAUUCAAAUAAGAAAAGUUUAAGUACUGUUGCUGGUGGAGCUGGAGGUGGAGGCUAUUCUGGAUCUGUGGCUAAUGAUAGGGCUCGAGGUCACAAACGUGAAAGUUCUUCCCAAGGGAAACAGACCAAGCAUUCGGGAUCCAAUAACUUUGGAAGCAGUGGUGGUGCUUGGGCAAACCAGAACAAUGCCACGGGUCAUAAUUCGGGGAUGUGGAGAUCAGAUGCUACUUUGUGGUCGUCGCUUAUUAAAAAACUAUCUAAGAAUUCUUUGUUACCUGUGGUUAUUUUUUGUUUCUCAAAGAACCGUUGUGAUAAAUCUGCUGAUAAUAUGAGCACAACUGACCUGACAAGUAGUUCGGAGAAAAGUGGUAUUCGAGUAUUCUGUGAUAAAGCAUUUUCACGGCUGAAGGGGUCCGAUAGAAACUUGCCACAGAUUGUCAGAGUUCAAGACCUUCUACGUCGAGGAAUUGGUGUGCAUCAUGCUGGACUGCUUCCCAUCGUCAAGGAAGUAGUUGAGAUGCUUUUCUGUCGUGGUUUAGUUAAGGUUUUGUUCUCGACUGAGACGUUUGCAAUGGGAGUUAACGCUCCAGCAAGGACAGUUGUUUUUGAUACUUUGAGGAAAUUCGAUGGCAAGGAAUUCAGACAGUUACUUCCAGGAGAGUAUACUCAGAUGGCUGGACGUGCGGGGAGGAGAGGAUUAGACAAAACCGGCACAGUUGUUGUCAUGUGUCGUGACGAAGUUCCCGAUGAAGCGACUUUGAAGAAUGUUAUAGUUGGUAAUCCAACUCGGCUUGAGUCUCAAUUUCGGCUAACUUAUAUCAUGAUCCUGCAUCUACUUCGUGUUGAAGAACUGAAGGUCGAGGACAUGCUGAAAAGAAGUUUUGCUGAGUUUCAUGCGCAGAAGAAACUUCCAGAGCAACAGCUCAAGUUAAAACAAAAACUAGAUCAACCUACAAGAACAAUUGAAUGCAUCAAAGGUGAACCUGCAAUAGAGGAAUACUUUGAGAUGUAUUCGGAAGCUGAAACUUAUAGCAGGAAAAUAAUUGAGGCGGUCGUGCAGUUCUCAGGUUCGCAGCAGUAUCUUAGUCCUGGAAGGGUGGUGGUUGUAAAAUCAAAAUUGGACCAGGAUCGCUUACUUGGUGUUCUGGUAAAAUCUCCUUCUUCCACUAAUAAACAGUACUUGGUUUUGGUAUUGAUACCUGAAGUUACUCCGGCUAUGCAAAAUCCAUCCGGGAGUGGUAACUCAAAAGACAAGAAGGGCACUGAAUUACAGAUGCUGUUACCUAAGUCAAAACGUGGUCUGGAGGAUGACUAUUAUUCUUCAGUAACCUCUCGGAAAGGUUCAGGCGUUGUCAACAUAAAACUACCCCAUCGUGGUAGUGCGUCUGGUGUCAGCUAUGAAGUUCGGGAAAUGGAUGUUAAGGACCUUCUAUCAAUUUGUAAUUCCCGGAUAAAAAUUGAUCAAGUUCGGCUUCUGGAAGAUGUAAGUGUUGGAGCUUACUCCAAUACUGUUCAGCAGCUGCUGAAAUUGAAAUCUGAUGGAAAUAACUUCCCUCAAGCUCUUGAUCCUGUCAAAGAUCUGAAGCUGAAAGACAUGGAUGUUGUUGAGGCUCAUAACAAACUGAACAACUUGUUACAAAAGAUGGCACAAAAUAAAUGUCAUGGGUGUAUAAAAUUGGAGGAACAUAUAAAAUUAGCUCGUGAGUUGCACCAGCACAAGGAGGAAGUGAAGGCCUUGAAAUUUGAAAUGUCAGAUGCAGCUCUCCAGCAAAUGCCUGAUUUUCAGGGACGGAUAGAUGUUUUGAAGGAAAUUGGCUGCAUUGAUGCUGACCUCGUAGUUCAAAUAAAAGGCCGAGUUGCUUGUGAAAUGAAUUCUGGGGAGGAACUAAUAUGCACUGAAUGCUUAUUUGAGAAUCAGUUUGAAGACUUGGAACCAGAAGAGGCUGUGGCAAUAAUGUCUGCCUUUGUGUUUCAGCAGAAGAAUACUUCUGAACCUUCUCUUACACCGAAGCUUUCUCAUGCCAAAAAAAGAGUGUACGAUACAGCGUUGAGGCUUGGGCAGCUUCAGGAGAAGCGCAAGGUACAGAUUGAUCCAGAAGCAUAUAUCCAAGAGAAUCUCAAAUUUGGUCUUGUUGAGGUGGUAUAUGAAUGGGCAAAGGGAACUCCAUUUGCUGAUAUCUGCGAACUUACCGAUGUUCCGGAAGGCCUGAUAGUAAGAACAAUUGUCAGAUUAGAUGAGACGUGUCGUGAAUUUAAAAAUGCAGCUGCAAUCAUGGGCAAUUCUGCGCUGUACAAGAAAAUGGAAUCUGCUUCCAAUGCGAUAAAGCGUGAUAUUGUUUUUGCUGCUAGUUUGUAUGUCACAGGUUUAUAACCACACGAAGACUCUGAAGACCUGAUACACAUCAACUGAUAUGAGACUCCCUAGGACACUAAUUCAUCAGCAUUCUUUUGUUGAUUUUUGGAUUUUACUUCCCGGUAAGCAUCAUCCUUUGGAAGUAAUAUUGGUUUUGAAGGCUUCACAUAUGCUGCUCCACUGCUUCAGUCGUCCUUGAAAAUUCAGUGGUGGCAUCUGAGGUUUGUAUUGUAGCCUAAUUGAUUAUAGAGGUUAAUUUGUAGCUUCAUGGGAAGUAGUAUCAGGACUGUUGUGAUCUGAUAGUGUUGAUGCCGUGAUGGAAAGAUGACGUUGUAACCUUUGUCCUGUAAAUAAACAGUGAAAAUGAGCAUGUAAAGAGACAAAAUAUUGAAACUGUGAAUCCGUUAUUAGUGUUUUUUUCUUUCUGAAUAGUUGAUUGAUACAUGAAAAUUUUACAUGGAAAAUGUACUAAGAACAGUGCGGUUGCAACCCAUUAGGUUCUCUGGUGAGUGUG
Molecule: messenger RNA, 4735 nt
Organism: Oldenlandia corymbosa var. corymbosa
Lineage: Eukaryota; Viridiplantae; Streptophyta; Magnoliopsida; Gentianales; Rubiaceae
Source: the annotation of a GenBank genome assembly